This is a messenger RNA of Theobroma cacao (cacao), 1653 nucleotides long. It is a transcript of the gene PCB2, whose product is annotated as NAD(P)-binding Rossmann-fold superfamily protein. Gene Ontology annotation, molecular function: oxidoreductase activity. The record is from RefSeq and is a predicted model, not a curated record. Lineage: Eukaryota; Viridiplantae; Streptophyta; Magnoliopsida; Malvales; Malvaceae.
UUAGAUUUUUAGCUUUCUCUUUUUAGCUUUCUCUUAUGAUGGGGCAACUCUGCUGACUAUGGAAAAGCCCAAUCUUGCUCAUCAUUCACCUCACAUUUUCCUUCCUUUCUUUUUUAUUUUUGUGUGACAAAGACAAGUUUCCCAGAUUUCACUUCUUUGGAAUUAUAGAAGAAGAAAGGAGAAAGAAUGUCUCUUUGUUUCUCUAUCAAUGCCUUCACUCUUCAGUCACCAAAGUCUCAGAGUUACAAAACUCGAUUCUUUUCUCAAUUCAUCAAACAAAUCCAGGUAAAGUCUGCUCCUUUUACUUUACCUUCAAGACCCUUUAAGUGUAGUGGAGAAAGAUUUGAACUGGUUAGAGCUUUAGCAACAAAGCCUGUUGAAACAGCUGUUUCAGCUUCAUAUAGAAGCAAAAUCCCAAAAGGCAUCAAUGUCUUGGUGAUGGGUUCGACUGGGUAUAUUGGAAAGUUUGUGGUUAAAGAGUUGGUUAAUAGAGGGUUUAAUGUUAUAGCUAUUGCUAGAGAGAGGAGUGGGAUUAGAGGUAAAAACAGUAAGGAAGAUUCUUUGAAUGAUUUACAAGGAGCCAGUGUAUGUUUCUCUGAUGUGACAAAUUUAGAUACUUUGGAGAAAUCUUUGCAAAAUUUAGGAUUUCCUAUUGAUGUAGUUGUGUCUUGUCUUGCUAGCCGUACUGGUGGUGUUAAAGAUUCAUGGAAAAUUGAUUAUAAGGCAACGAAAAACAGUCUUGUUGCUGGUAAGAAAUUUGGGGCUUCACAUUUUGUACUGCUUUCUGCCAUUUGCGUGCAAAAACCCCUCCUUGAAUUUCAGCGAGCGAAGCUGAAAUUUGAGGCUGAAUUGAUGAAAGAAGCGGAAGAGGAUGGUGGAGUUACCUUUAGCAUUGUAAGGCCAACUGCAUUCUUCAAGAGCUUGGGGGGUCAAGUUGAGUUAGUGAAAGAUGGAAAGCCUUAUGUGAUGUUUGGUGAUGGCAAGUUAUGUGCUUGUAAGCCAAUUAGUGAGCAAGAUUUAGCUUCAUUUAUUGCAGAUUGCGUUUUGAGCGAGGAUAAGAUUAACCAGGUAUUGCCUAUAGGUGGUCCAGGGAAGGCUUUGACACCAUUAGAGCAGGGAGAGAUUUUGUUUAAACUUUUGGGGAAGGAACCAAAGUUCUUGAAAGUGCCAAUUGGGAUAAUGGAUUUUGCCAUUGGGAUUCUUGAUUUCCUUGUUAAGAUAUUCCCUUCGAUGGAAGAUGCAGCUGAGUUUGGGAAAAUCGGAAGGUACUAUGCUGCUGAGAGCAUGUUGGUUUUGGAUCCUGAGACUGGAGAGUAUAGUGCUGAGAAAACACCAAGUUAUGGUAAGGAGACAUUGGAAGAAUUCUUUGCGAGAGUGCUAAGGGAGGGGAUGGCUGGUCAGGAAUUAGGAGAACAGUCCAUCUUCUGAAAGUUAUUAUCUUACAUUAGUUUGUAAAUUUUGGUGAUCCAUUAAGUAAACCAGUUUUUUGAUACGUCCUGAUUUGAGGUAUGUAGUUUCCCAAUCUAAAAGGAAUCCAACUGCUGUAUGAGUUGCAACCCACACUUUCUUGUAAAGACUUUACCUUGACAACUACCAAUGUUAUGAAUAUAAAGAAUUGUGUCUGUUUCAUGAAUUGUGAUGAAUUGUGCCUGA